This is a messenger RNA of Petromyzon marinus (sea lamprey), 1138 nucleotides long. It is a transcript of the gene C79H15orf40, whose product is annotated as chromosome 79 C15orf40 homolog. The record is from RefSeq and is a predicted model, not a curated record. Gene Ontology annotation, cellular component: cytoplasm. Lineage: Eukaryota; Metazoa; Chordata; Hyperoartia; Petromyzontiformes; Petromyzontidae.
CCCAUUCACCCACCCACCCACUCACCCACCCACCCACUCACCCAGUCACUCACCAACUGGUGAGUGAUGGAGCUGAGUUCUCCUCCCACGUGGUGAGCGAUGCUGCUGCUGCGCUCGCUGCUGGCCUCCUCCUCGCUGGCGAGGCCCUCGCGAUUCCGGCUCGAGAUGCCCCGAGCCAAGCGCACGAACCCCCACGGAGCGAUGCCCCCGGCUGAGGCUGCGGCCGCUGCAGCUGCUGCGGCCUCCCAGGGCCCCUCAGGCCCCGUAUCUCUGAACGCGGACGGCAGCGUCAGCAUCAGGGUCCACGCGAAGCCCGGAGCGAAGCAGAGCGUCGUGACGGCCGUGGAGGACGAGCCGGGGGGCUCCGUCUCCGUCUCCGUCUCGGCGGCCCCCAUGGACGGCGCCGCCAACUCGGAGCUCCUCCGCUUCCUCGCCGCCGCCCUCGGCGUGCGCAGGGGGGACCUGGCCCUUGACAAGGGCGCUCGCUCCAGGCAGAAAGUGGUGCGCCUGGCCGCUGGGCGUCUCGCGCCAGACGCGGUGCACCAGCGUCUGCAGAGCGCCCUCGGGAACACGUGACGACUGCCGCCGCGAGAAAUCCGAAGAGCCGGCAAGCUCUUGAUUGGACGCUUUCGUUUCGGUGAAGUCAUCACGUAGCAGUUAGAAGGAGAAAGAAGCGGAGCAACAUCGCGACGUUUCCGAUCGCUACACGAGCGAGCUUCAUCGGGUGGGACAACCCACGGCGAAAUGUUUUUUGUCCUCGCUGUGGCUGUCACACCUGAUGGAGAUCGCUCGUGUGAUGAGAUCGGAGCGCCGUGAAAGGUCUUCGUGUCGCAGACGGAAUCCCAGGUCGGGCGGGGGUGGGAUAGGGGUGGAGGGGCUGUCAGCGUUAGAGGUGCGUCUUGACGCCGACACGGCCCAGCCAGCACCGGAUUAUCCCAGCAGCUAGAGUCUCCACAAGUGCUACGGGCCCCGCGCUUUCAAGGGCCACGCGCGGAAGGCUUUCGAGGCGACCAAUUCCGGUUCAGUGAUUCCGCAUUUGCACCAUUACUAGAGUACUGGACCACGGCUGCGGCUGCUGACUGCUGCGGCUGACUGCUGCUGCUGCUGCUGCUUCGGCCUCUGCUGCUGACUGCUGCUG